GGGGUGUGUCUGCUACUUUCUGUAUCAGUUCUCCUGUAGCUACAUGUUCAUCACUACUGUCACCAUGCAGACCAUUUUGCUUCUUACCAUACUCGCCUUAGCAGCAUCGCCGAUUCACGCUGAAGAAGAAGCCUUGUCAGAGAAGAAAGUUGAUAAGAGAGGAGUCCUGGGAUUAGGAUAUGGCGGCUACGGUGGUUACUAUGGAUUGAACGGCUAUGGAGGUUACGGACAACAUGGAUACUUAAAAGCCUCCGCGUACCCAGCAAUAGGUCAUGGAGUUGCUCCUUCAUACUCUCUCAGUUACAGUGCACCAAUUUCCAUCAAUCAUGGUUAUACAGCACCCGUGGCACCAGUGGCACCAGUGGCACCAGUAUAUUCAGUACCGCGACUUGGUUAUCACGGACUUGGGCAUGGAUUGAACUAUUUGCUUCUUACCAUUCUUGCCUUGGCAGCAUCGCCGAUUUACGCUGAAGACGAAGACUUGUCAGAAAAGAAAGUUGAGAAGAGAGGAGUUUUGGGAUUAGGAUACGGAGGCUACGGUGGUUACCAUAGACUGAAUGGUUAUGGAGGUUACGGACAACAUGGAUACUUAAAUGCCCCCGCGUACCCAGCACUAUGUAAAUAGCUGGUGAAUUUGUUAGUCGUCAAAGAUUCUUGAAACUGCUU
Messenger RNA from Belonocnema kinseyi, 666 nucleotides. RefSeq names its product cuticle protein 64-like. The coding region runs from base 44 to 625 and encodes 193 amino acids. The record is from RefSeq and is a predicted model, not a curated record. The transcript has 5 exons. Lineage: Eukaryota; Metazoa; Arthropoda; Insecta; Hymenoptera; Cynipidae.